ACGUGGAGAGGGGGGUUUAAGGGCAGAACAGGCGGCCGUGAUUGGUUCAGUGUGUCCGCUGGCCCUCAGAGGCUGCACCUUCUCGACACUCCCUAAAAGGAAGAGCUACAGCCUGGCAGCGCUCAGCCGUUUGUCCCGCUCUGAGGGUUAGCUAGUUUACCCCGGCUGUAGCCGUUGAGUUAAGAGGGCAAAAAAACAACUUCUUACCAGAUAGUGAUGAGAAGACAAGACCGACUUCACACCUCUUUUAUGGACUUAUUUUGUAUUUUCCCGACGAGGACUCGGCGACUCUAACUCUUCUCCUCUGUCCUUCCUUAAUCCGGUUUGACCAGGGAGAGGAGCGAAGUGCGACCCCGAGCUGGAUGGAUGGUUAUGGGGGAAAGAGGAAGACCCUCGGCGCUUGACGUGUGCAGAGUCCUCGCCGUGUUACUCUCAGUCUUCCCCUCCGUGAGUCUGCAGUGCAAGAUCCUCAAGUGUAACUCCGAGUUUUGGGCCUCCACCUCGAACUCUGGACCAGAGGAGGAGUUCUGCACAGCGCUGCGGGCGUACAACAGCUGUGUACGCCGGACCGCGCGUACCUGCAGGGGUGACUUGGCGUACCACUCCGCCCAGCAUGGCAUAGAGGACCUAAUGAGCCAACACAACUGCUCCAAGGAGGGGCCGACAUCCCAACCACGUGCCCGCACCCCACUUCCUCCUGCACCCCCACCGCUCCUGCCCGAUAGCCAGGAACGCUCCGACGGUCCGGAGGUGUGCCACUAUGAGCGCAGUCUUCCACGCAACACGGCGCCGCCUAACUACACCCACUGUGGCUUCUUUGGAGACCCGCACCUCCGAACCUUUGGUGACGACUUCCAGACCUGUAAGGUGGAAGGGGCCUGGCCACUUAUCCACAACAAAUACCUGUCUGUCCAGGUGACCAACACUCCUGUGGUGCCGGGUUCUUUGGCCACCGCCACAAGCAAGCUGACAAUCAUCUUUAAGAAUUUCCAGGAAUGUGUGGACCAGAAGAUGUACCACGCAGAGACGGACGAGCUGCCAGCCGCGUUUGCAGAUGGCUCCAAGAAUGGAGGCGAUCGGCACGGAGCGAACACUCUGCGCGUGGUGGAGAAGGUUCCUGGGCAGCAUGUGGAGAUUCAGGCCAGGUAUAUUGGAACGACCAUAGUGGUGCGGCAGGUGGGCCGCUACCUGACCUUUGCCGUGCGGAUGCCGGAGGAAGUCGUGAACUCUGUGGAGGAAGGUGAUAACCAGGACCUGUACCUGUGUCUUCACGGCUGUCCUGCCAACCAGCGCAUCGACUUCAGGAACUUCAGGGACCGGGCUGCGGAGGCCCAAAGCUCAGGCAGGACCAGGAGCGGCACCGGGCCUCAAGGCUUUACCUACCAGUCCGCCAAGGCCAAGUGCAAAGAGCGGCUCCCAGUGGAGGACCUGUACUUUCAGUCCUGUGUGUUUGACCUCCUCUCCUCUGGAGACAUAAACUUCACUAUGGCAGCCUACUACGCCUUUGAGGAUGUAAAAAUGCUCCACUCCAACAGCAAGAGAUACCACAUCUUUGAAAGGGAUGCUUUCAUGAGUAAUGCAGCGCAGACGGGCAAAGAAUUUCUUUCACUCUUCUUCCUCAACCUCCUCGCUGUCUUACUGUGGAUUGAGUGUUGCACAGUUCAUCUAUAGUCCCUUUACAACAGUGUCCUCUUGGUGUAUCUGUCAGUGAGUGUUAGAGUCCCAUCGCUGUGUCGUACAUUGGCUCCCCUCUGCUGUGCUGGGUCCGAGACGUGACCGGUGACUUGCCGGAGUCUCAUUUUAGUUGUACUGUCAUGUCUUUGACUUCAGCCUAACGACGAGACGAGUUCAACGUGAUCCCCCACCUAUCAUCACAUGUAUUUAGCUGGUUCAUAGGACUGGUCUUUGAUGAGAGCCUAGCUACUCCGGAGCUCAGGAUAUCCACCUGGGAUUAAAUCCCACAUUCUAACCGGGGCCUGCAUGCCUAUGGGAAGCCGGACAAGAUGAUCUUUUGCAGAAAGAGAAGUUUGCUGAUCCUCCCUCCCCUGAUCCCCCUCAUUGGUGCCAAGCCAGUGAAGCUCUCUGUGGCUCAUGUGGCGAGGCGAGAGGACCUGACAGGGGCUUUUGUUAACCUAAGGCCAGAAGCAGCUCUAUGUUUGAUUAGUUUCCAGCUCUGGAAAAGCCUGAGCCUUUUGGAGGAAGCACUCAGCCAAAAGGAUGUCAGAGCAGCGUCUCCAGUUGUCUGCUGUGGAGAUUAAUGGGUCAUAUUGUUAGGGUGUGUGUGCGUCUGUGUAUAUAUGUGUGUUUGUGUGUGUGUGUGUGUGUGUGUGUGUGUGUGCAUGCAUUAGUACAACGUGUGCAGAAUUCAGCGUCUGUGGUUAAUUUUGUGUGUUUGUGGGUGCAGGAGUUCCCAGAAAUUAGAUAACAAACCUCCGGUGGGAGAAAUCUUUCCCAUGUCUGUAUGUUGCACCCAACAUUUCAAAAAUAGAAAAGUCGUGGCGCGGCACAGUCUAUUCAAAUGGACUCUAUCAGCCAAGUAGCAAAUCCCAAAAGGGAACCGAUAAAAAUAAUCUUUUCAUCUGCAUGUCAUCUUCAGUGUCAUACAGCCUUUUGCUCUUUUUUUUCUUCUCAUUUUUUUAAGUCUGUAAUGUGAAUGUAGCUAACAAGAAAGCAAAAGAACAACCUUAGUUAAAGGCACUCAGUGUUUACAGAAUUUUAAAUCAACCAGUCAAACUACGACACCUCUUUGAUAGCAUUUUGUGAAUUUAACUCUCCAUUUCAUGUCUGCCGCCAGCAGUGGUGUAGAUACUGUUAGUGCUAGCUGUAAAGACGUCACCUCCAGUCAGCUUUUUAUAAACUACCAGUGUGCUGACUUGACUGUGGCUUAGUGCUUAAAUGAUAAGCAUAUGUCUGUAGAUGUGAUUUCAUGGCUUAAGUCAUUGCCAAAGAACAAGCCCGUGUGCCAACAUUUCCCUAACAACUGAAUUUUCAUCUUUCAGUCUUAAACAAUUGUCAUUAGGGGGAUUCUUAAUUGUAUAUAUAACUUGUGUUUGUGGGUGAAUUUGCGUCACGCAGAAAAAUGACAGUAACUUGCUGUGAAAGCAGCAUUUGUUUCUGUGGUUUUUUUUUUCAGUCUCAUCUUUUGCUCUUCUUGCGUUUCGUGAUAGCACUCCUCGCUGCGGGAGGUUUCAAUUUGAACUUUGGCUCUCAGCUGCUGUGUCUGGUAAUGUGGAAGUCAUGUAGACACCGUUACUACUCAGGCACAGUUUUACAGUCAUUUAUCCUUUACACUGAAGUAUUUGGCAGGCCUUACUACUGCUAUUUAGAAUAUGUAUUGGUGCAGUUUAACAACAAAGAAAAAAAAUCCUACAAAUGAUUGUAAUGUUGAUUAUUGUGUUAAUAGGUGUCAUUUGUAUUGUGCAUUUUACAGUAUAUGCUUCUACAGGUGUAAUGUGAUAUUGUACAUAUAUGUUUUGUGAGUUGUUGAGUUUAAAUUUGUAUAUUACCAGUUGUGUUUUGAAUUUCUCACUCCAGUUUUUGUACAUCCGAUGUUUUGGUGAAUGUGAACCUUUUUUUUUUUUUUUGGAAAAGGGAUUUUUGGAAAAACUUGAACACCACAAAACUAAAUAUUCUUAACUAUAUACAAUAUACUCAGUGAUAAAAGGCUGGAUGUCACUGCUUUUGCUCACUUGGCCAUAACAUCUUAUCACCUUGUCUAGAAAGAGAAUGUAGGAAUGUGUUCUGUGGUGUUCAUGUUUUUGAGUUUAAAGCACUUUAUGUUGUAUUUUUCAGUUUAGCUCUUAUAUUGUUUGCAAUUCUGUGUCAGUACUGGUUAAAAAUAUUUUUUUUUCUCUAAAUGGCUGAAUGGGAAAUGCCAGAGCGAUCAAACUAUUUGUAUGUAAAGCAAAUGUUGUGCCACACGCCAGCUGUUUAUAAUGUAAAUUAUUUAUUGAAUAAAAGAAAAUGUCUUGUUA
Molecule: messenger RNA, 3974 nt
Organism: Micropterus dolomieu (smallmouth bass)
Lineage: Eukaryota; Metazoa; Chordata; Actinopteri; Centrarchiformes; Centrarchidae
Gene: rgma
Product: repulsive guidance molecule BMP co-receptor a
Exons: 3
Coding region: 367-1671 (434 amino acids)
Biological process (GO): BMP signaling pathway
Cellular component (GO): plasma membrane
Molecular function (GO): coreceptor activity
Source: RefSeq, a predicted model, not a curated record